Messenger RNA from Rhinichthys klamathensis goyatoka, 2106 nucleotides. It is a transcript of the gene spa17, whose product is annotated as sperm autoantigenic protein 17. Gene Ontology annotation, molecular function: calmodulin binding. The transcript is spliced from 6 exons. Lineage: Eukaryota; Metazoa; Chordata; Actinopteri; Cypriniformes; Leuciscidae. The coding region runs from base 13 to 2049 and encodes 678 amino acids. The record is from RefSeq and is a predicted model, not a curated record.
GUGCUGUAUAAGAUGUCUGUUCCCUUUUCCAACACAAACCUGCGGAUCCCUAAAGGUUUUGGGAAUUUAUUGGAGGGUCUUGCCAGAGAAGUGUUGAGAGACCAGCCUGGGGACAUCCCUACCUUUGCUGCUCUCUACUUCACAGAGCUUCUUAAAGCCAGAGAAGAAAGUGGCCUUGAUCCAGCAGAGUGGGGUGCAAAGAUGGAAGAUAGGUUCUACAAUAAUCACUCGUUUAAGGGCACAUCAAUACAGGGAAACUCCAUUUUGCCUAAAAUAAAUACAAGAAACAACACUGGCCGUUCUGAAACUUUUGGAAACAACGAAACCCAACAUUCUGCAUUAAAAGACCUCAACACUAAUAAUUCAGAGGACACUGAAGUAAAGCAAAAAUAUGAGUUAGAAAAGAAGCUCGAUGAGGAAUCCAGUGAGAGGGAACACAGACCUCCUGCAGAUAUUCCCUAUAUGGGAACAGCAGAUGUUAAUAUAUGUGCUCAAGAGCUGAAGGACCCCAGCGGGAUUCCAGAACAAACAUCAGAGGUACUGAAAGAUGAAGAGGUCGUAAAAGAAGCUGUAGAUAUUGAUAUCUGCAGAUCCGAACUUGAGCCUACACCUCUGCCUGCCUUUGGUGGUCUAGCAAAUGUCGAUGUAUGUGCUGAAGAGAUAAGCCACCCAUCUGAAUCUACUGAGACCAACAGAGACUUGGGAAGCCCAAAUCCAUCGCCUCCGAAUGGAAAACAGUCGGAAUCACAAGAUGAAUCUUUUGUUGAAACCCCUUCACAUAUUGAGCAAGAUGUAGGCAAACCACCAAAUGAAAUGUCUGAUGGUGAUGAUGAUGAUGAUGAUGAUGAUGGUGGCCAUAUUGAAGAUGCUGAACAGGGAGUCGCAGAAAUGGUUGAUACUUUAUUAGAAGACACUGACUCGGAGAAAAAGAGCACUGAGCAGGUUUAUGUAGAGGAUUCAGCAAAAAGUACAAUUGAAAAAGAUGUUACUGAAAGUGCAGUUGAAGCAGGGCAGGAAUCAGAGGAACAUAUUGAAGAAAAGGAUGACUUGCCAGACAAUGAAGAUCAAGAAGAGACCAAUCAUGAGUACAGCAGCACCAAUGACUUUGUAGAAGAUGUAACUGAUUCCACAUCUGAUAUCAAUAGUAAAUCACUGAUGGAAAUGAAAGACGCAUAUAUUGACUACGGUGAUGAAACAAAUGACAGUAAAAGUGAAGUCAUAGAUGUUCUAGAUGAAGAUGACCAUCAGGUUUCUACUCAUACAGGUGAGCAUGAAGCUGAGAACAGCAAUGAUGAACUGAGUACAUCUAAAUAUAUUGAUGCAAUUGAGGAAGACCUUUUAGAAACCCCAAAGCCAGUUUCCCAACUAAACAACAGUGAAUCGGAAGUAACAGAGGAUAUGAUAAGCAAUGCAAUUUUAAACACUGAUGUAAUGGAAGCUUCUGAGAAAGAUCUAAACACAGAGAAUGUAAAUGAAGGGAGUGAUCUUGACAGUGAUGGCUGUGAUGCUGAAGAGAUGGAUCCAGACAUUUCAAACAUACCUCAGCAAAAUAUGGUGAAAACUGAGGAUGAGGAGGAUGAUGGAACCCAUACUGAACCAAAGAAUGCUGAAGAAGCUGAGCCCAGGCCUUUAGAGAGAGAAACAGAGGUUAUCGGUGAAGAACAUCCUACAGAGUUACAAGAACAGACUGAGAAUGAUGCAGAUCAGGAGGAUCAGUUGGAGGAGCAAAGAGAUAAAAGCCAGGAAUCAACACUUGAAAGUGAGAACCAGGAGAAUCCUGACAGCAGUGAACCAAAGGAGGAAUGCAGCCAGCCACAAGAGGAAGAGGACAUCAUGGACAUCCCAUUGGAUGACCCAGAGGCCAAUAAGGCGGCCGCCAAAAUCCAGGCCGGCUUCCGUGGUCAUAUGACUCGGAAGAAGAUGAAACCUGGGGAAAAGCCCAAUGAGGAGGUGAGCAGCAGUGGUGAGGCCCUCAACGGCAGCCAAGGGGACUCAGCAGGGGGAGCAGACGGAGUAGAGACAGAUGCAACAUCUGGUCCAGAGCAAUGAAGACCAUUCUCAAGGUGGAUGGCUUAUAGGACGCUUUCUCCAGGGAUUUUUUUUUGU